Messenger RNA from Staurois parvus, 396 nucleotides. Lineage: Eukaryota; Metazoa; Chordata; Amphibia; Anura; Ranidae. The record is from the annotation of a GenBank genome assembly.
UCACUCAUUUGGCCAGUCACGGGGCCAAAACCAGUGUUUGGAGCCACAGUGUGGCGGUGGAGCCAGCAGCAAUGGGAGGCCAUACAGCAACCUAUGACAAAAUGGAAACAGCAGGAGUGUGGGAGACCUGAAAGUGGCACAUGGCAGAGUGGGAGCAAUGGGAGGCGGUACAGGGACCCAGGUCACACUGUGGGCUCAGCAGCAGCGUGACCAGGCGGUACGGGGGCCCAUGGCCGAUAUGGGGCCUGGCGGCACCUAUGGAAGGCCUGUAAUCUGCCAGCAACCUAUGACAAAAUGGACAACCGCAGGAGUGUGAGGAGAUUUCAAAGUGGCACAUGGCAGAGUGGAAGCAAUGGGAGGCCGUACAGGGACCCAGGUCACACUGUGGGCUCAGCA